Molecule: messenger RNA, 1449 nt
Organism: Metarhizium brunneum ARSEF 3297
Lineage: Eukaryota; Fungi; Ascomycota; Sordariomycetes; Hypocreales; Clavicipitaceae
Gene: dmoA
Product: Dimethyl-sulfide monooxygenase
Molecular function (GO): oxidoreductase activity, acting on paired donors, with incorporation or reduction of molecular oxygen; monooxygenase activity
Source: RefSeq, a predicted model, not a curated record
AUGGCAGACUCGGAUGCGAGUUUGGCCAGCUCACCAAAGAAGAAGCUCAUCCUUCAUGCCUUUGUGGAGUCUUGCAGUGGCCACCAGUCUCCCGGGCUGUGGCAACACCCAGACGAUAGAUCGUCAAACUUCAACAAUGUGUCCCAUUGGGUCGAACUUGCAAAGCUCCUCGAAAAGGGCAAGUUCCAUGGCAUAUUCAUAGCCGACGUACUGGGAUCCUACGAUGUUUACAAAGGCCCAAAGAAUCCCGACCCUGCAGUCGUAUCCGGAGCCCAAUGGCCUGUGAAUGAGCCGCUCGCGGUUGUUCCCGCCAUGGCAGCAGCAACAAAAAACAUUGGCUUCGGGGUAACCGUAGCUACUACCUAUGAACAACCCUAUCACCUGGCCCGGCGCCUAAGCACCGUCGACCAUCUCACCGGCGGACGCCUGGGAUGGAACAUUGUGACGGGCUAUCUCGAUUCUGCGGCUCGAAAUCUCGGAUUCACCGAACAGCCGCCGCACGAUGAGCGAUACGCCAUAGCAGAGGAAUACGUCGACGUCACCUACAAACUCUGGCAAGCCUCAUGGCGGGACGAUGCCGUCAAGCUCGACCCCAAAACCAGGGUAUACACUGACCCGUCGCUCGUCCGAACCAUCAACCACGCGGGCAAGUACUUCACCGUACCGGGACCGCACAUCUGCCAGCCAUCGCCUCAGCGAACGCCCCUGAUCCUACAGGCAGGCACGUCGAGCGCCGGCAAGGCCUUUGCGGCCAAGAACGCCGAGGCCAUCUUUGUCGCCGGCCACAGCCCGUCGACAAUCGCCAAGAACAUUGCCGACAUCCGACAGCAGGCGAAGACGCAGUACAACCGCGACCCCCGCUCCAUCAAGUUCCUGACGCUCUUCUGCCCGGUGCUCGGGAAGACGCAGCAGGAAGCCGAGGCCAAGUACCGCGAGUACCUGAGCCACGGCUCCGAGGACGGCGCGCUGGCGCUCUUUGGCGGCUGGACGGGCAUCGACCUCGCCAAGUACGGCGACGACGAGGAGCUGCGGCACGUCGAGUCCAACGCCAUCCGCUCGGCCGUCGACGCGUGGUCCAAGUCGACGCCGGAAGUGCCCAGAUGGACCAAGCACACCGUCGCAAACCACAUCAAGAUAGGCGGGCUCGGGGCCACCGUCGUGGGCACCCCCGACAGGGUCGCCGACGAGAUGGAGAGGUGGGUGGCCGAGGCCGACGUGGACGGGUUCAACCUGGCGUACGCCAUUCUCCCGGGGUCGUUUGAGGACAUCAUUGAGCUUCUGCUGCCGGUUCUGCGCCAACGGGGCUUGUUCUGGGACGACUACGCCGUGGAGGGGGGCACGUACCGAGAGAAUCUGUCCGGGGAGGCUGGGCAAAGGAUUCCAAGGGAGGAUCAUCCGGCGAGCAGGUACCACUGGAAAUCUGGGGAUCAGCCGGCUCUUACGGGGUAA